Molecule: messenger RNA, 2443 nt
Organism: Haliotis rufescens (red abalone)
Lineage: Eukaryota; Metazoa; Mollusca; Gastropoda; Lepetellida; Haliotidae
Product: cell wall protein DAN4-like
Exons: 3
Coding region: 1-783 (260 amino acids)
Source: RefSeq, a predicted model, not a curated record
AUGUUUUCAGAUGAGUCGAGGUUCACUGUGGACUUCCUGGACAAGCAUCAAACAACCCCAACCACAACUGCUGCUCCAAUAACUGCUGCUUCAACGCCUAACACCACAACCACCACCACUACAACAACAAUACCUACCACCACCACUACAACAACACCUACCACCACAACCACCACCACUACAACUACAACGCCUACCACCACAACCACCACCACUACAACACUUCCCACUACUACAACCACGACAACUACAACUAAAACACCUACCACCACAACUACAACUCCAACAUCUACCGCAACAACCACAAUCACCACCACUACAACUACAACACCUACCACCACAACUACAACUACAACGCCUACCACCACAACCACCACCACUACAACUACGGCAGCUCCGGUUACGGGACCAGUCACGUACACAUACCAUAGCACCACAAAAUCCUGGAAUGCCGCACGCACAACAUGCAUACAGAAUGGAGGUGAUAUGGCAUCACUGGACACACAGGAAAGGUUCGACGCAGUAAAGAAGUUCCUAAAUGACAGGAGAAGUUCAGGAAAGUCCAUUGCAAAUUCGCUAUUGGUGGGUAUCACCCGAAGUAGCACUGACGGGCAACUCUACUGGACUAACGGCGUCAUCAUGGACAACAACGACAAAUGGACUAGUGGAUAUCCCCGAGCGGGACAAAGUUGCGGAUAUACGUCCUUUUUCAAAGGGAUGACAUAUCAAUCCUACACAUGUUCUUCUUUUCAAUCUAGAUUUCUCUGUCAGACACCUGCUUAAGUUAAAGGUAUCUUCUAAUUGUGAAUUGAGGGGUUAGUGAUGGACAGAAUGUAUAUUUUAUCCUAAAUACCACUCAGAUAGAGAGCUUAAAUUCAUAAGAUGGACAUAAAAUUAUCAUUAUUUUAUUACAAUUUCCUUCAAAUUACUAAAUAAUCUUUUUUUCUCAAAAUACCUGACCCACACAGUGGACAUAAGAACAGAAGUUCAUUGAUAAAAUAAAUUAUCUAUACCGUUCCCUCUCUAUACACUCGCGUUCCCUCUUAAUAAUCUUCGUAUACCCUCGCAGUAAUGUCUUGUUGCACCAUGUAGAUCAGACAGGCGCUCCUUCAAGUUUGAGAAUGUUACUUGUAAGGACGUGACAUUGUGGUAAAUGUUAUCUUUAUAUUCGUGUUUUAUUUCACUAAUCUUCCCAGAUUCAAUUCAGAUGCAUAAAGAACCAGCAAUGUGAAAACUAUCUCUAUAUUGGAGAACAUUUCAAUUGUCAGCAGAUGUGUUAUGGCAUAUAUUGUCUCCUGGCGUAUAUUAAUUUUAUGUCGCUGACGACAACAUAUGCCAACGUUCACGGCACGUAUUGUCGCCAAUCGUCAUAUGUUAUCGCCGGCGACGAUAUAUGCCGGGGAUGCAGUGAUUUGAAAGCAGAUAGAUAUGACUGAUUUUUAAAUGACUCAGGAUAUUGUUAAGGCGGACACCAUUAUGGAAGAAGCUGUACAUUAUACUUUCAUUGGCCUUCAGAUUACAGUAAUUAGAUGAAAUUGUUACUUCUAAAAGAAUGGAUAUGAUCUCAUAACUGUUUUUUUUUUAAAUACAAAUUGAACUGAACAUAUAAUUCUGCGACAAGAAACCACAAUUGUUUUGUCUUAUGAAAUGGGUAGUGUUGGAGCAUACCUCUGAUACUAGCGCUGGUCAUAAGGUUAUAAGCCUGACUAACUUUCAUCUAUGGGCCAUAACAAAGUUAACUAGUCAGUGUAGUACAUUGUUUGAGUUUGAACACACAAUGGCAUUUAGAAAGAGGUCAAAUGUAACAAAUGUUAUAUUUUGGAUAAUACUUUCAAAGCGAAGUACAGAUUCACGCUCAGGAUUGGAACCCACACUGCCAGAGUGAGGCACAUAAUCGCCAGCACAAAAAGUCAACGAUCUGACCAACUCAGCCACCGAGGCUUCCACUAAAACGACUGGUAGUGAAGAUCACGAACUGUAAUUUGUGGACCCCUCUGACAAGUUGGCACGGCUCCCAGAAGAAGGGUUAGAUCGCUGACUUUGUGUGCUGGCGAGUACGGAGGGAAAAAACUGUUAACUGACUGAAAUUGAAAAAAAAUCACUAUUGAUAUGAGAAGUGUAGUGGAAAACAGGGAGAUUAUGUUGCAAAAUACAAUUUCAAACAUUUUCACAAUUAUUGGUUUUGUUUGUUAGGCUUAGAACUUUCUGACCAUCCCUCGUACACUAGUUAUAAAACCAGUUAGAUAUAUAUUGAUUGCUGUUAUGGUAUAUAUUUAUCUGUAAAACUUUGUAAUGUGUGUGUACUUUUGUAUAUGUUUAUCUAUAUGACAUUUAUUUAAACACCACUUCUAUUUUGCUAAGUAUGUUUAUUAAACUAUUCUGCACAAUAUAUGAUGUAAUAGAUUUAGGGGAGAGAUAUUUAUAGUGGGGAAAUCUUGUUUUU